AUGGCGACUGACAAGCGAGUCAUCUCAAAAGAGCCCUCAUCUGAGGGGGAUCUUGAGCAUGCUGCUACCCAUGGCACGUAUCUCGACAAAACUGAAGCUUCAAACCUGUCAGAAGAGCAUCGUCAAUACCUACUUGGACGCCAUGGGACCCUCGACCUCGACCCUCUACCCACAAUGGGUACGGCGGAUCCAUACAAUUGGCCUCGGUGGAAGAAAAUCAUGAACCUUGUUUUCGUUGCUUUCCAUGCUAUGAUGUGCGCAUUCCCUGCUUCAGCCAUUAUUCCUGCAUACGAAAACAUUUCGGAAGAUCUUGGUGUGAGCAUUCAGAGAGCAUCAUAUCUCACGUCUUUGCAAAUCGCGAUACUGGGUGGUGCGCCGUUGUUCUGGCGUCCACUCUCGACACGAUAUGGACGCCGACCCAUCUUCAUCGUCUCUUUGAUCGGCAGUCUGGUCUUCAACGUGGGCUGUGCGAAGAGCCACAGCUAUGCAGCAAUGGCAACCUGCCGUGCUUUCCAGUCGUUCUUUAUCAGCCCACCGAACGCGAUCGGUAGUGCUGUCGUUGUGGAGACAUUCUUCAAAAGAGAGAGGGCGAAGUUCAUAGGUAUCUGGACUGUCAUGAUCACGCUCGGCAUACCUCUCGCUCCACUCAUAUUUGGCUUUGUGACAUACAACGUCGGAUACCGAUGGAUCUAUUGGAUUCUUGCAAUCGUCAACGGCGUUCAACUCAUUCUAUACUCACUCCUUGGUCCCGAGACGCGCUUCAUGCGAUAUGAUAAUGCGCAGCACGCGCAAUUCGGAUGGGCAGCCUACAAGAGGAUGUAUCUGAACUUCCGCCGCAUUGACCCCACUCCCAUGACCGCCUCGGAAUUCGUAUCCCCUCUCCGGCUCUUCAAGUAUCCAUGCGUAGUCAUUCCCGCCUGCGCAUAUGCCAUGGUGUUCCUCUUCGCUUCGGUGCUUUCCACGGUCGAAAUUCCGCAGCUCUUCGCUGAAAAGUUUCACUUCAACGCGCAGCAGAUAGGUCUUCAGUUCGUCGGUCUCAUCAUCGGAACCGUGAUUGGCGAGCAAAUUGGUGGCCACUCUAGCGAUCUUUGGAUGCGUUGGCGGACCAAGAAGAUGGGGGGUUGUCGUCCAGCGCCGGAAUUUCGCUUGUGGUUAAGUUAUUUCGGUAUCUUGCUUACAAUCUGCGGCGUCGUCGUCUUCCUUGUGCGCAUUGAGCAAGCGCCAGAUCUCCACUGGAAUGUGACACCCAUUGUCGGCGCAGGGAUAGCCGCCGCUGGCAACCAAAUAGUCACCACUGUACUGAUUACGUAUGCCGUGGAUUGCUAUCCUGAGGAGGCGGGUAGUAUUGGCGUUUUCAUUACUUUUGUGAGGCAGGUUUGGGGAUUUCUGGGUCCUUUUUGGUUCCCGCCAAUGUUUGAAAAUGUGGGUAUUGCGAACAGUGCUGGGAUUGCUGCAGGACUACUGGUUGGAGUAAGCCUUGUCCCUGUCAUCUUCACACAUUGGAAGGGGCAUAGGUUGAGAGGAAUCAUGUCAGAAAGGUUGUAG
Messenger RNA from Pyrenophora tritici-repentis Pt-1C-BFP, 1545 nucleotides. RefSeq names its product MFS-1 multi-domain protein. The record is from RefSeq and is a predicted model, not a curated record. Gene Ontology annotation, biological process: transmembrane transport. NCBI's taxonomy places the organism in Eukaryota, Fungi, Ascomycota, Dothideomycetes, Pleosporales, Pleosporaceae. Gene Ontology annotation, molecular function: transmembrane transporter activity. Gene Ontology annotation, cellular component: plasma membrane.